AUGAUUGAAGUGGUUUUGAAUGAUCGACUGGGUAGAAAGAUUCGGGUCAAGUGUAACCCAGAUGAUACAAUUGGAGAUUUGAAAAAACUCGUUGCUGAAUAUACAGGCACAAGAUGGGACAAAAUAAGAAUUCAAAAAUGGUAUAAUGUAUACAAAGAUCACAUCACUCUGGAAGACUACGAAAUUAAAGAUGGAAUGGGUCUAGAACUUUAUUAUAAUUGA
Messenger RNA from Cryptosporidium ubiquitum, 222 nucleotides. RefSeq names its product ubiquitin-like protein. Gene Ontology annotation, cellular component: cytoplasm; nucleus. The record is from RefSeq and is a predicted model, not a curated record. Lineage: Eukaryota; Apicomplexa; Conoidasida; Eucoccidiorida; Cryptosporidiidae. Bases 1 to 222 code for a protein of 73 amino acids. The transcript is spliced from 2 exons. Gene Ontology annotation, biological process: protein modification process; mRNA splicing, via spliceosome. Gene Ontology annotation, molecular function: protein binding; protein tag activity.